This is a messenger RNA of Paecilomyces variotii, 776 nucleotides long. RefSeq names its product putative ubiquitin-40S ribosomal protein S31 fusion protein. Gene Ontology annotation, biological process: modification-dependent protein catabolic process; translation; protein ubiquitination. Gene Ontology annotation, molecular function: structural constituent of ribosome; protein tag activity; ubiquitin protein ligase binding. The transcript is spliced from 4 exons. Lineage: Eukaryota; Fungi; Ascomycota; Eurotiomycetes; Eurotiales; Thermoascaceae. Gene Ontology annotation, cellular component: ribosome; cytoplasm; nucleus. The record is from RefSeq and is a predicted model, not a curated record. The coding region runs from base 112 to 576 and encodes 154 amino acids.
UCACGUGAUCACACAAUGGUUUUAACCCGUCGGGCUCGGCACAUUUUAAAGAUGUUUUACCACGAUCUCGAAGAAGGUUGAGGAAGACAACUUGUCGAGGCCUUCGUCAAGAUGCAGAUCUUCGUCAAGACCCUCACGGGUAAGACUAUCACCCUUGAGGUGGAGUCUUCGGACACCAUUGACAAUGUCAAGUCCAAGAUUCAGGACAAGGAGGGUAUCCCCCCUGACCAGCAGCGUCUGAUCUUCGCUGGUAAGCAGCUCGAGGACGGUCGCACUCUCUCGGACUACAACAUCCAGAAGGAGUCGACCCUUCACCUCGUGCUCCGCCUGCGUGGUGGUGGUAAGAAGCGCAAGAAGAAGGUCUACACCACCCCCAAGAAGAUCAAGCACAAGCGCAAGAAGACCAAGCUCGCCGUCCUCAAGUACUACAAGGUUGACGGUGACGGCAAGAUCGAGCGUCUCCGCAGAGAGUGCCCCUCUGCUGAGUGCGGUGCCGGUAUCUUCAUGGCUGCUAUGCACAACCGCCAGUACUGUGGCAAGUGCCAUCUGACCUACGUCUUCGACGAGUCCAAAUAAAUGGAAUAAUCGAUGGAUCGUUUCGCCCGGUGACGGAUCUUGAUAGUCUUGUCAGGAGUGGCUCUUACAGGGAGCAUACUUUGGGCGGAAUCGUGGUACAGAGGUGCUUUGGCAGAAACUAGUUCUUGAAUAAAACAGACUAGAAUUCGCCACGGUAGUAGCUGCUUCGUCAAUAAAAUUACAGACACUUCCGAGCCUUC